CAAAGAGCAUCACUAGUAAAAUAAAAAAAAGUCUGCCCGGUGAUUCUAUUGUUUACAAGAUUUUAUUUUGAUUACAUAUCAAAUAUUUUAUCAAAAUGAAGGAUUCCAAAUCAGCCCAAACUCCAAUAGAGGAUUUGAAUGAACUGCGAAGUUAUUUCUCGACACACAAUGUAGUCCGCGAAUACAUUUCUCACAGUUCUAAAGUGCAUUCUGUAGGUUGGUCUUGCGAUGGGCGACGACUUGCUUCUGGGUCUUUUGAUAAAAGUGUAGCUAUAUUCAAUUUGGAGAGAAGCAGAUUGGUCCAAGAUUUUGUAUUCAGAGGUCACACAGGGUCCGUAGACCAGUUGUGUUGGCACGCCUCACAUCCAGACCUCUUGAGUACGGCCAGCGGGGACAAAUCUGUGCGAAUAUGGGAUACAAGAUCACGCAAAUGUUCAGCGACAAUAACAACAAAAGGGGAAAAUAUAAACAUUGCAUGGUCACCAAAUGGUGCUACCAUCGCAGUGGGGAACAAGGAGGACCUCGUCUCAUUCAUAGAUGCCAGAAAUUAUAAAGUUGUAAGUAUGUAUGUGACUGAAGAGCAAUUUAACUUUGAAGUGAACGAGAUCUCAUGGAAUAACACAUCAGAUUUAUUCUUCUUGACAAAUGGUCUUGGAUGUGUUCAUAUAUUGACAUAUCCCACCCUGGAGCUACAGACAGUAUUAAAGGCGCAUCCGGGCACAUGUAUAUGUAUAGAACACGAUCCCACGGGGCGAUACUUCGCCACGGGGUCAGCUGAUGCCUUGGUGUCACUAUGGGAUGUCAAUGAACUAGCUUGUUUGAGAGUAUUCUCUAGGUUAGAGUGGCCGGUCCGUACGUUGUCAUUCAGUUUCGAUGGUCGGCUGCUUGCGUCGGCGAGUGAAGACCACAUCAUUGACAUAGGAGAUACAGAAACUGGUGAGAAAGUAGCGGAGAUCCCCGUAUCAGCAGCCACGUUCACAGUGGCCUGGCACCCGGCGCGAUAUCUGCUGGCCUUCGCGUGUGAAGACAAGGAGCCGCCGGAGAGGAAGCGCGACGCCGGGAACUUGAAGCUGUGGGGCCUCAGCAACUCCUAGACUAUACCACUAUGCCAACUUUAAUAUUAGCUUACUAUAGGAAAUAUAAUUAUUAAGUAC
Maniola jurtina (meadow brown) is the source of this 1154-nucleotide messenger RNA. It is a transcript of the gene tex, whose product is annotated as THO complex subunit 3. Gene Ontology annotation, biological process: mRNA export from nucleus. The record is from RefSeq and is a predicted model, not a curated record. Gene Ontology annotation, molecular function: protein binding. Gene Ontology annotation, cellular component: THO complex part of transcription export complex. The coding region runs from base 96 to 1094 and encodes 332 amino acids. The transcript has 8 exons. Lineage: Eukaryota; Metazoa; Arthropoda; Insecta; Lepidoptera; Nymphalidae.